CAUCUUACCUUCACCAAAAACGCGUACCAUGAGUUCCUCGAACCAGGACCAGAAUGCUUUCUACUACGAAUGGGACUCCGGCGCACAGCUUCUAGAGAGCGAUCCCAAUUCGUCGAAAACCCCUCGCAGAGUGCCGAUGGCUUGCACAUUCUGUAGAAAACGAAAGCUGAAAUGCGAUGGCCGAAAGACGUCAUGUGCGAAUUGCGAACGCAGAGGAAUUCCAUGUUCCUACGUUCCCGUGGCGGAAGAUAAUAGAUGACUCCACCGAUGUCCGAGUAUAUGUUCCCGCGUGGGGAAUAAUUUGGACGAUGCAAC
Molecule: messenger RNA, 315 nt
Organism: Somion occarium
Lineage: Eukaryota; Fungi; Basidiomycota; Agaricomycetes; Polyporales; Cerrenaceae
Source: the annotation of a GenBank genome assembly